Paramecium octaurelia is the source of this 1645-nucleotide messenger RNA. Lineage: Eukaryota; Ciliophora; Oligohymenophorea; Peniculida; Parameciidae. The record is from the annotation of a GenBank genome assembly.
AUGUUUAAACCAAAAAGUUAGAAAGAUCAAUAAUAACAGCCAUUUUAUUUGAGUUGGUUUACAAAUUAGGGGUACUUUAAAUUGAUUGGUAAUUCAGUUUAGUGAAAACCUAAAGCGGGGAGGAACUGCACCAAAUUAAUCUCGAAAGGAAAAAAUGCCUUUAAAAAGUCCAUAUUAACAACCUUUGAUUACUGUAGUACACAAUGUUCCAAACCCAUACUUGAAAACUAUGUGAGAAGUGUUUUCAUUAAUAUAGAUCAUAGCCAAAAAGUUAAUAAAAUAAUAUCCAGCAGAUUUCUAAGAUUUACGCAGGUCAGUUUUAAAGCACUGUUAAAAGAAGAAGUCUUGAAAAGCGUUAUGAUGAUGGCCCAAAGAGUGGAAGAGGGUCAUUUAAACCAUCUAGGACAUUCACUUAGCAAAUUUCAAGACCCUUUCGAUUUUCUGAGUAGUAACAGAGUAGACCCUAAACUCAAUAAAUAAAUACUUUGGAACCCAAGUUAAAUUUUGAGAAUUUGUAAGCUGACAAUUCAGAUGAUGAACAAUACACUCCUAGAGAAUAGGAGGAUAUUGAAAUAGUAGAUAUGGACAAUAAUGAUGAUUACUCAAAUAAAUCAAAUGAAGCUGAUAGUGAUGACAAUUAAAACCUUUAAUUACCUACUUAAAACUAAGAAGAGAAGGAAAUUCAAAAGAAUGUCUCUUACGUACAUAAAUAACCUGAAGAACCAAUUGCAAGCAUGAGAAAAGCAACUGCUGGUCUAAAUAGACCCCAAACAUCUGAAGGUGUAAGAAGGAAAAGAUUCAUGAAUUCAGAUAAAAAUGACUCAAAACAUGCCUUUGAAACUAAGCAAUCAGAUUUUGGGCUCUUAGAUUACGAACCCAAUGUUAUCUAAGAGGAUUACUUAGAGAAUCAAGAAAUAAUUCCAAUUAACUUGAAUUAACUGAAUUCUCCUAAAGUAUGAAUUUUCUUUUAUUUUAUAAUGAAGGAAUUGCUCUCCAUACGUUCUGGAUAAAGGAAAAAGUAGACAGAGUAAAUUUAGAUUGAUAAUUUUGAUAAGAAUGAAAGACCUCCUUCAAGACACAAAACACCUCCAAAGGCGACUGGACUAGAAUUGCCCAUUCAAUCUGGCAACUAGAAUUUCGAUAGGGAUGGCAUUGAAAUCCCUAUCAAGAAUAUGUAUGCUCAAAUUGAUGAAAUAUGUAAUGCUUCUCAAUAUUGUUUAAGCCAACUAGAAUAAUAAUGUGGCAAUAAUUAAGGAUAAUGAUGAAUUUGAUGAUUUCGAUUUAGGGUUCUUUAAAAUGAAUAAUCAAGUUAAUUUAAACAAGUUUCAUUAGAGAGAUGGAUAUCGAACUGAUGAUGGAAGUAAGUAAUUCUUUUUAACAAAGAAAAACAAGCUUCAGGGUAAAAGCAUCCUUAAUCUGCUAACUUAAAGUAUAAUGGACUGGGAUUCUAAAAUAUCUCAUACUCUCCUAUAAACAAUCAGAUUACUUCUGCUCAUGGAUUCAGAGCCAACGAAGAAUAAAUAGUUAUCAAAUAUAAUUCUAAAUCAGCCCUAAAUAAGAACUAGAACAACUAACCAGUCAAAGUACCAUUUCAAACUUCAUUGGGAUAAGAUUUCCUAAGAUUAUUUGCUAAUGAUUGAAUCCA